GAGCAGUCAUGAGAGCCUCCGGUACUGUGCCUCCGAACGGGCUCCACUGCUCCUUCUCUUAAAUGUAUCAGUUUUGCUUUAUGGGAAUAUACAAGGGGUGAGACAACCACAGCCAUAUGCAUAUAUAGAAUUGUUUCGUUUGUAAAUUGAGUGUUUUAUUGAAGUGCACAGUCAUGUCCCGGAGAAAGGUAAGGGGAUUGACGCGAACUGGGCGCCAGGUGAGCGAGGACCCAGAUCUUGACAACCUGCUGUCAAACCUGUCACCAGAAGAAAUGGAGGAGCUGCAGAAGGAGGUGUCCACUGUGCCGGAUCCCGACCCGAGCGAAAUCAUCGUUGUGGACCAAACUGAUUUAAAACAAAGCGCACCUUAUAAAAAGGAGUCAGGCUCGAGCAAUCGUGAUGAUGAGUCCAGAAUGUGUUUGCAAAGGAACUUGUCCACAGAGGGUGAGCCUAGAAGGGAAAGUCGGAAGCAGGAGUAUCUGAGAAAAAUGGGCCUGAGUCAGGAGAAGAAUGUCCCCAAGACUGACACCAGGGAUGUAGGCCAUCAUAGACAAGCCAGCAUUUCCACACCCAGUGCUCCUCAUGAACGAGAGAGUAAAAUGGAGAAUAAGACCACAAAAACUACAGAAGAACCCAAAAAUAUCAGAGCAGGGCCCUUUAAGAGGGAGGAAGAAAUUGCAAAGAAAGGUGAGGUCACGGAGAAAACACAGAAUGAUGAUUGUAAGCUCAAAGAAAGACGAGAGACAAAAGACAGCAGCAGCAAGACGAAAGAGUUGAUAUCCAAGCUUCAAGAUAAAAAAGAGGACCCUAAAGAGAAGGAUAGAAAAGAGGAGAGCCGGAAGAGGGAAUCAGGGGACAGCAAGACAAGGGACCUGAUCUCCAGGUUGCAAGAGAAGCAGGAGAAGGAGGAAAGGAAGGAACGUGAGAGAAGAGAUGAAGUCAGGAAAAGAGAAGACAGCAAGACAAAAAGCCUUGUUUCCAAGUUAGAAGAAAAACAAAAUCAGGUUGCAGAGAUUAAACCAGAUGAAAAGAGGAAGACAGAAGAGAGGGAGAAAACAGACAAACGGCCAGAGUUGGUGAAGUCUAAUGAUAAGAAUAGAGAUUCAAUAAAAAAUAAUGUUAGAAAAGAAACUGAUAGCACAGAUAAAGAGAACGAGAAAGAGAAGAUGGAUAAAGAAAUUGUAAAAGGGAAAGAGGAGCUAAAGAUGAGUUCUAUCGACAAGGGAAAAGAGGAAGCCAAAGAGCAAAGUACAUUCCAAAAUAUAAAUGAAUCCAGCAAGGAAGAAAAAGUUGGAAACUGUGUGGCAGAAAAAAACACAAAAACAAAGAGCAAAGAAGAGGAAGAGGAAGAGGAGUCUGUUAGCAUGUUUGCUGAAGAUCUGGAAAGGGUUAAAUGCAACAACCCUGGCAUGACUGAACUCAAUGUCAACAACUCUGAGGUAAUCAAGGUCAAAACCCUCAUUCAGUUUGCUGAAGCUCUGAGUAACAACACACACAUCAAGACAUUUGCCCUUGCUAACUGCCGUGCAGAUGACCAUGUGGCCUACGCUAUUGCAGAAACCUUACGCAACAACAAAACCAUCACUAGCGUCAACCUGGAUUCAAACCUUCUCACUAGCAAAGGCAUCAUGGCACUGGUCCAGGCCCUCCAGCACAAUUCCACCCUCACCGAACUCCGUUUCCACAAUCAGCGGCACAUCUGUGGAGGCAAGACGGAAAUGGAGAUGACGAAGAUUUUGAAGGAAAACACAACACUCUUAAAACUGGGUUACCACUUUGAGUUAGCCGGUCCACGUAUGACCAUGACUAACAUCCUCAGUCGCAACAUGGACCGGCAGAGGCAGAAGCGGCUGCAAGAGCAAAAGCAAGCCCAAGCCCAAGGCAAUGGAGACAAGAAAGACGCACUUGAGGUCCCGAAGCUUGGCUUCAACAAAGGUUCUCCAAGGAGCUCACCAAAGCCAUCUCCCACUCCAUCUCCUGUACCAUCUCCUAAGUUAACACCCAAAAAGGGGUCUGGUGGUCCACCGCCCCCACCUCCACCACCUGGGGGCUUACCACCACCACCCCCAAUAAUGGAUGGUGACUUCCUGAAGAACUCCCUGACCCCUGUGUCUCGAAGAAAGCUUGAUGACAGGACUGGAGGCCGAGGUGGAAGUCUAAAUUCAAGAGACCAACUUCUAGCCUCUAUAAGGGGUGCCAACAUUAAACAACUCAAAAAGGUUGCAUUACCCAAACUACUGCAAUAAACAGACAGAGAAGAGUGAAGGAGAGACAAAGAAAAGAAGGGCAAGAGAAAGAGGCCAAACAUCUCACAGACCUUGAGGAGAUCAGGCAUCAGAGUCUACUACUGCCCUGUACUAUGAAAGGAAGGGUGUGAAUGUGGUAUCAUUGCGUAGGAUGCACAGCUUCAGCUCAGGAUUCUCCCGCAGUACAGUGGACUAUGGAGAGGAAUGGAAGCUUGGUGAAGUUGUGGUUCUUAGAAGCUGAAAUUGACAGUACCCGUUGAUGCCUUGCUUGUUGUUUGCACUAAGUGAAGCAAUUCAUAUGGUAUAUUGAAGAGUGUGUGCAGUACAGUUUGUAUGUGUGUAUGACUGUGUUGACAGUAAAAAGGAAAAUAUCAUUUUGAAUUCAAAUCAUGAUGUUAACAGAUUCUAAAUUAUCAGGGAAUUAAAGGGGAACUGAAUCAAAUAUUAUGAAAUUGUACAAUGCUAUGGUUAACACAUUAUGGAAAAUGUUGUAAAUGUGCCUGGUGGACACUCUUAAAAACAAAGGUGCCAAGAAGGGUUUUUUGGAGUGAUACCAUAUAAGAACCCUUUUUGGUUCACUAAAGAACAUUUCAAUGAAUGGUUCUAUAAAGAACCAUUUUUUUGUAAAUAAAAUAUGGAAGUGUUAAAAACUUAUUUUACAGUCCACAUAGUGUAAAAGCCAAUCAAAGGUUUAUCUUGGAACCAUACAUCCAAGCCAAGAACCAUUUAGGAACCUUUAUUUUUCAAGAGUGUACAGCAAUAUGAAAUCUCUUAUUUGGUUUGAAUUAUUUUUCAAACUUUCCUGUAAUGUAAACACAGCAGUCGAUUCACGUUAAUACCCUAAAUAGUAUACUAGGUCUUAGUAGAAUUAUAAGGCAGAUGAAUCUUAUUAAUGCUGAAGUUUUGCAAAUGACUCAGGAUGAAAAUGACUUCCUAAAUAGAAAAGAUAUGAUUUCAAGUGCUUACAAAGACAUUACACAAUUCAAAAAUGACAGUCUUUUGCUGGGUGGAGUGUGUCAUGUUUUUGAUGACUGAUCUCAGUGUCUUCCACAGUGUAGAACUGUAAGCUCUUCACAUUUGGCAACAUUGUGUAGUGCCACAAUUUUGAGUGCCACUUGUCCUUUUGGUAUCAGCUGUGCAGGUGGAAAUAUUAUUCUGUAAGAAAUGGUAGCAUGCCAGUUAAUUCAUCUCUCCGAUGGAGACACAAGUGGACUCAUUAUUUCGAUUGAGUUCUGAUGUCUUAGAAAAUCAUUCCAGUAUUAUCAACUUUUAAAAACGUUUGGAUAUUUGUUGGGUUUUCUGCACUCAUACUCAUAACAACACUCUCUUAAUCUUGAAGAUAAAACUUGUUUAAGUAAAAAAGGCCUUAUUUGGCAUAAUUGGCUUUUGUUUGAUGUUCAGCAGUGUACACCAUAAGUAAAGAUAGAAUGACAUAAGCAGAUAGAAUGACUAAUUCAUGACAAAUGAAUAGUUGUCAUUAUGAUAAACACACAAUGUUAAACAGAUCCUAAUAAAGUACUGCAGCACACAUA
This is a messenger RNA of Colossoma macropomum (tambaqui), 3778 nucleotides long. It is a transcript of the gene lmod1b, whose product is annotated as leiomodin 1b (smooth muscle). The coding region runs from base 174 to 2246 and encodes 690 amino acids. NCBI's taxonomy places the organism in Eukaryota, Metazoa, Chordata, Actinopteri, Characiformes, Serrasalmidae. The transcript is spliced from 3 exons. Gene Ontology annotation, biological process: myofibril assembly; pointed-end actin filament capping; muscle contraction. Gene Ontology annotation, molecular function: tropomyosin binding; actin binding. Gene Ontology annotation, cellular component: striated muscle thin filament; myofibril. The record is from RefSeq and is a predicted model, not a curated record.